AUGCCCGAGAAGAAAAUAGAGCAGUGGGAAGUCGAGCGGUACUGGGAGAUCUUCUCGUCGCUAUCUAAUGGCCAGCCACGACUCAACAACGCGCAAGCGGCCACCGUCCUACGAAACAGCCGGCUGCGAGAUGACCAGCUGGAGCGGGUGUGGGAUCUGGCGGACGUCGACGGAGAUGGAGAGCUGGACUUUGAAGAGUUCUGCGUGGCGAUGAGGCUUAUCUUUGACCUGGUCAACGGGGAAUACAACGAUGUACCGGCCUCUCUACCGGACUGGCUGGUCCCGGAGUCAAAGGCGCAUCUUGUCCAGGCCAGUCGAGCGCUGACGGGCACACAGCCUCAAUUCGAGAGAGUAGAGGCAGACGACGACACGCCUGGCCUCAUGGACGGGUUCGACUGGUACAUGGGACCGCAGGAUAAAGCCAAAUAUGAAGAGAUAUACUCUGCAAACAAGAACCACAGAGGAGAAAUCGCAUUUUCCUCUCUAGAGGACCUAUACGACUCCCUCUCCGUGCCGGACACAGAUGUCCGCUCAGCAUGGAAUCUCGUCAACCCGUCCGCCUCCUCCACCAUCUCCAAAGACGCAGCCCUUGCCUUCCUCCACAUCCUCAACAACAGACAUGAAGGCUACCGCAUUCCCCGCAACAUCCCCGCCUCUCUACGCGCCUCCUUUGAGUCCAACAAGAUCGACUACCAGCUCGACAACGUCCGUACAGCCAAGAAAUGGGGGGUCUCCGGUGAUGCUGACACAAGUACAGGCCGGAAGGCUAAGUUUGGUGAUGCCUAUCUAAGCCGGUUAGGCGUUGGAGGGAAAUCCAGCUACCAACCACAAGGCACAGAUUUUAGUGCUACCAUACAGGACGAGGAGUGGGAGAAGGUCCGUCUACGGCGAGAGCUAGCGGAUCUAGAUAAGAAGCUCGAAUCCGCCAACGCUGCCGUGGAGGCGAGGAAGAACGGGACGCGGGGGAGAACAGACGGGCCCAAUUGGACCAUUAUCAAGAAGGAAGCAUUGCAGAUGCUAGAAUAUAAGGAGCGUGAGCUGAGAGAGCUGAGAGAAGGGACUGGUCGGGUCAGCGAAGGCGAGAGCCUCAGCAGGGUUCGGGCUGAUGUCAAGGCCGUCGAAGAGCAAGUCGAGGGCCUCAAAGCGCACCUAGCAAAGCGCAACGAGGUUUUGUCAGACCUGCGCCAGCAAGUUCAGGAAGCGAAACGUGCUCGAUAG
Arthroderma uncinatum is the source of this 1218-nucleotide messenger RNA. RefSeq names its product END3. The transcript is spliced from 3 exons. Gene Ontology annotation, cellular component: plasma membrane; cytoplasm. The record is from RefSeq and is a predicted model, not a curated record. The coding region runs from base 1 to 1218 and encodes 405 amino acids. NCBI's taxonomy places the organism in Eukaryota, Fungi, Ascomycota, Eurotiomycetes, Onygenales, Arthrodermataceae. Gene Ontology annotation, molecular function: calcium ion binding; protein binding. Gene Ontology annotation, biological process: endosomal transport; actin filament organization; endocytosis.